This is a messenger RNA of Cicer arietinum (chickpea), 966 nucleotides long. Its product is annotated as aquaporin TIP1-3-like. Gene Ontology annotation, biological process: transmembrane transport; water transport. Gene Ontology annotation, cellular component: membrane. The record is from RefSeq and is a predicted model, not a curated record. Gene Ontology annotation, molecular function: water channel activity. NCBI's taxonomy places the organism in Eukaryota, Viridiplantae, Streptophyta, Magnoliopsida, Fabales, Fabaceae.
UUCAGCCUUUAAUUUUGUUAUUUAAACACUAAAUAGUUAGCUCUCACACUUAAUCUUCACUCUUAACAAAAAUUUAAUAAAACUUUCUAUUUCUGUAUGUUAAUUAAUUAAAUGGCGAUAUACAGAAUAGCAAUUGGAUCGCCUAGAGAGGCUAGCAAUCCAGCUGCCAUUAGAGCAGCUUUUGCAGAGUUCUUCUCUAUGCUCAUUUUUGUUUUUGCUGGUCAAGGCUCUGGAAUGGCUUACAGCAAACUUACAAACAAUGGAGCUGCAACUCCUGAAGGUCUCAUAGUUGCAUCAUUAUCUCAUGCAUUUGGGUUGUUUGUUGCUGUUUCUGUUGGGGCAAACAUUUCUGGUGGUCAUGUCAACCCUGCAGUCACAUUUGGUGCUUUCAUUGGUGGAAAUAUAACCUUCUUGAGAAGUAUUUUGUAUUGGAUUGCUCAGUUACUUGGUUCAGUUGCUGCUUGCAUUAUUCUCAAUUCUUGCACCGGUGGAAUGGAAACAUCAGCUUUCUCUCUAUCCUCAGGUGUGUCUGUGUGGAAUGCAUUAGUAUUUGAGAUUGUGAUGACAUUUGGAUUGGUAUAUACAGUGUAUGCAACAGCAAUAGACCCAAAGAAAGGGAAUUUGGGUGUUGUAGCUCCAUUAGCAAUUGGUUGUGUUGUUGGUGCUAAUAUAUUGGUUGGUGGUGUUUUUGAUGGUGCAUCCAUGAACCCAGCUGUGUCCUUUGGGCCUGCUGUUGUUAGUGGGGUAUGGACUCAUCAUUGGGUCUAUUGGGUUGGCCCAUUUAUUGGUUCAGCCACUGCUGCUAUUCUCUAUGAUAAUAUCUUUAUUGGUGAUGAUGCUCAUCAACCCCUUUCAAAUAGUGACUUCUAGAUUUAUUUUUAUUUUUCUUCUUUUUUUAUUCGAUGUAAUUUGGUCCUCUUCAUGUUGAGGAGUGAAUAAAUCAAUCAAUGUAGCUUUUGUGUCAAA